Molecule: messenger RNA, 1176 nt
Organism: Achroia grisella
Lineage: Eukaryota; Metazoa; Arthropoda; Insecta; Lepidoptera; Pyralidae
Exons: 6
Coding region: 192-971 (259 amino acids)
Source: RefSeq, a predicted model, not a curated record
AUCACUAAGCAAAUAUUAACAAACACGUUUGUCAAAUAAUUCUUUGAAAUGGAGUCUAAAUUUUGAAAUGUAUUAUUUAGAUUAAAAUUAUCUGUAUAACGUAAGAAAAUUUCAGUAAAAUAAUACCCAUGGAAAAUUCUAAAUAAUUAAUCAAAAUUCUAAGUUCUAUUACAACGAAAAUAAGUGCAAAAAUGGCAGAUAAUAAACAUGGCGAAACCGGCCACCAGGGCGAUGACAAGGACAAAAGAGUCAAAAUCCAAAUUGAAGGAGAAGAUGAGGUGGUGGAAGGAGAGAUGGGUCGUAAGAAAAUGAAACGGUUUCAACUGCCCAAUUUGCCAAGAUGGUGGCAAGCCAAGAUUAUUCAAUAUGCCUUCGCGCAUCCACAUGUCCGGGCACGCCUCGAGAAGCAUAUGGGUACAAAUCUGGUGAGACUCACAGACAAAAGCUACAUGACCGACUUGGAAGAAAGAAUCCGUGCUGUCAAUGAGGAGAACCUUAACAAAAGAAUCUCUGCCAGAGUUCUAGAUGAAAUGGAAAGGUUGAAACGUCUCAUCCUCGUCGGAAAAACACCUCUGAAGGAAUGUCCACCUGAACUAUUCCACCAUCCUGUAUUCGUGUUUUGGAGGAUGGUCAACAGAGAAGUCGCCAAGGCAUCCAAGAAACGAGCUGAUGCUUACUAUCGAAAAUUGAAAGCAUCUCAAAAACCAGAUCAGUCUAUGGAUGAAGAAGCUGAAAAUGAAUCCAUAGAAGAAGAAAACGAACAAGUAACACCAGAACAGCUGUUAGCGAAAUGUAACGAGGAAUUAGAGGAACAAAAACGAACAGACAUCGAAAAAGGGGUUCGCUUUACUGACGAACAAUUCGCUCUCCUUAAAUACGAGACGAAUGACGUUAAAAUCCUUAAAAAUCUUACGACAGUUGAAGAAUUGUAUGCUUUAGCUGACAAGAUCAUUGGUACAAAGCGUUUGUAAAAGUAUUUUAUUUUUUUUAAUAAGUGUAAAUGUUUAUUAAUGAAUGAUUCAAACCUAUGUGCAACUCUAUUUAUUAGAUAUAUACUCACUCACGCCUUAAUUACUGGCAUGCAUGAUGAAAAAAUAAAAAUAUUGAAAAGCACAGAAAAUGUAAUGAAAGUAAGCAAGAUUGUAUUUUGUAUUAAUUAAAUGUGUGUCCAAUUUA